AUGAAUAUUCUUUCUUCCAUGCUUAAUCGGACUGUUGCAAGAGGACUUUUUAAUUAUCAUCCUAAAUGCAAGAAAGUAGGAAUCACCCACUUAUCAUUUGCUGAUGACCUGUUAAUAUUCUGUAAGGGUAAUGUUGAAUUAGUAAUUGGUGUCAUUACUGUUCUUGAAAGCUUCUAUGAGAUGUCUGGUCUGAACUUAAAUGCAGCAAAAUGUAUGUUCUUCACUGCUGGAAUUUCUCUUAGCCACAUCGAGCAUAUCAAGCAAGCCACAAGGUUCACAUAUGGUGUUUUACCUGUUCGAUACCUUGGGGUCCCAUUGAUAACUCGUAAACUCUCUGAACAUGACUGUGAAUCCCUCAUUGCAAGUAUUAAAGCUAGGCUCGCACUAUGGUCUGGUAAGAAUCUGAGUUACGCAGGAAGACUUGAACUCCUUCCCCUUCCUCAAGCCAUAAUCAACAAAAUUGAAGAACUUUGCUCUAGGUUCUUCUGGAAAGGCUCUGACAAAGCUGUUACAGGUGCAAGAGAUAGUAAUCUGUGGCAAAUGGAAAGCAGAGCCAGUUUCAGUUGGAGUUUCAAUCGUAUCCUUAAAUUGCGCAGUGAAGCAACCUCACUUAUUUCGACUGGUGCAUUUUCCAUUAAAGAUAUUUGGCAGGAAAUUAGGGUGAAGGAGAACAAAGUUCCCUGGCAUUCACUGAUUUGGUUCCUGCAGCAUAUUCCCAAGCACAGUCUCAUUGCUUGGAUGGCAAUCCUAGAUAGAUUGCCAACACGAGACCAACUGAUGCGAAUGAGAAUUAUCACAGAAGGGAAUUACGUGCUGUGCAACGAUAAAUUGGAAUCAAGGAACCAUUUGUUAUUUGACUGCGACACUGCUUCAAAUUUAUGGAAAAAUAUUCUGCUACUCAGCAGCAUUAACAAACACUGCUCAACAUGGGAGGAAUUGCUAGUUUGA
This is a messenger RNA of Hibiscus syriacus, 948 nucleotides long. RefSeq lists its product as uncharacterized. The transcript is spliced from 3 exons. The coding region runs from base 1 to 948 and encodes 315 amino acids. The record is from RefSeq and is a predicted model, not a curated record. NCBI's taxonomy places the organism in Eukaryota, Viridiplantae, Streptophyta, Magnoliopsida, Malvales, Malvaceae.